Molecule: messenger RNA, 894 nt
Organism: Aspergillus bombycis
Lineage: Eukaryota; Fungi; Ascomycota; Eurotiomycetes; Eurotiales; Aspergillaceae
Product: putative bZIP transcription factor (MetR)
Exons: 2
Coding region: 1-894 (297 amino acids)
Biological process (GO): regulation of transcription by RNA polymerase II
Cellular component (GO): nucleus
Molecular function (GO): RNA polymerase II transcription regulatory region sequence-specific DNA binding; DNA-binding transcription activator activity, RNA polymerase II-specific
Source: RefSeq, a predicted model, not a curated record
AUGACCGAAUACAAUGGCCGCAGGGCUCCCAACUUCUCCCAAUACCUCGACGAUUUGAACGCUAUCCCGUCGCCAUACGAUCAGGCUAUUCAGCAGCAACAGCAAGGCUCAUACAACCUCGAUGCAGACCUCUCCCUCUUCACCAAUGCCGAGUUCUUUGAUUUUGAUAACUUCGGGGAUUUGAACCUCCCCGGGUUUGACUCGGUGGAGAGUGACAACUUGAAGAAGGAAAACAACCAAGCCACUGGCCAGAACCCAGAUAUGGAAUUCUUGGAUCUUCUCGGUGGCUUUAACAACAUGCCCGAGUAUUCAGCCACCGGCUUCAACUCCGUCAAUGCUCAGCCUCAACCUACAUCUCUGCAAAAUGCGCAGUUCUCGACUGUCCCACAGAUGCAGAACGGGCCCCUUAAUGCUGCCUCCAGCCCGACCGAGUCCAUCUCGACUUCAUCGCCGUCGCCUGCGGCCCAAUCGCAGGCUCCUGGCCCCGCUGCAUCUUCUUCUGCCCCCGGACCGAAGCGUAAGAACACCCAGAAGCCGGCUGCUAUUAGUGUGGAGGAGGCAUCGCGGGUCGCGGCAGAGGAGGAUAAGCGUCGACGUAACACUGCUGCCAGUGCGCGGUUCCGUGUGAAGAAGAAGAUGCGUGAGCAGGCGCUUGAAAAGACUGUCAAGGAGACGACGGAGAAGAAUACUGCGCUUGAAGCCCGCGUAACUGCAUUGGAGCUUGAGAACCAGUGGUUGAAGAAUUUGAUCACAGAGAAGAACGGGCAAUCAUCUGAGGAAGGCAAAAAGUCAGAAAACGAUAUCGCGGACAUGUUCAAGAAGUUCCUUGCUUCGCAAAAGGCCGAAGGCCAACGGAGUAGUGCUGAGUCGAGGUUCAGUGUGGGCACUGCUUGA